Molecule: messenger RNA, 2163 nt
Organism: Trichomonas vaginalis G3
Lineage: Eukaryota; Parabasalia; Trichomonadida; Trichomonadidae
Product: pectin lyase-like family
Exons: 1
Coding region: 1-2163 (720 amino acids)
Source: RefSeq, a predicted model, not a curated record
AUGUUUUUGUUUUUUAACUUUAUUUCGGCACGAAACUUAUAUGUUAACAUAAAAGAGUCGAAAAGUAAGAAUUGUUUCGAGAAAGAAGGCUGUGAUCUUGAAGCAUUGCGCACUACAAUUAAAAGAGGAGAUAAUAUCUUUAUAUUAGAUAAAUUUAUUGAUAAAGAAAAUUCACAAGAACUUCUAGAGAUAUUAAAUCAAACAACAAACAAAGUUAUUUCGAUAAAUGGCCACGAUACCACUAUAGUUUCGCCAAAUUAUCCAUUUAUAGAGUCAGCAGCAAUAUAUGCAGAAGAUACUCAGAUCCAUAUUUCUGGAUUUCGAUUCACUGAUUUCAGAAUCCCCAUUUUAAAUGCCCAAAGAUCUGUUUUCAACAUUUCAGACUGUAUUUUUGAGAAUACAGACGCUUCUCUCAGCGCAAUACUAGCAUUUAUCGCAUGUAAUAUGACAAUUCGCAACGUAAAACUCACUAAUCUUAAUGCAAACACGCAAUCAAUUUUUCUUGCCAUAAAUUCAACGAUUUCGUUUGAAAAAUCUAACAUCACAAGCAAUUUCAUAGAGUCUAAAGACAUAAGAGCGGCAUUACACUUCAUGACUUCAAAAGUUUCGUUUACAGAUUCAUAUUUUGAAGGAAAUAUCAUAGAAUUGCCAUUAAUAGCCGGUGCAUCUAACUCAUCUAUAGAUAUUAGUCAGUCUAAUUUCUACAAAAAUGCUCCUUUGACCUUAAUUGCCGUUGAAUCUUACUCAAAUUGCACAAUUUCGGAUACAAAACUGAAAUUAAACAAGAAUCCAAUAAUUUCUGCUGUCAGAGGUGGAAUUUCUAUCGUUAAAAAUGUAGAAGUAACAGAACAUUACACUCCAACUUGUUUAUAUGGUUUUACUGAUUCAAACUUAUCUAUUUUAUCCACUAAUUUCAAUAACAUCCAAAUAACACAACUUGCUACAUGUAUAACCCAAGAAUUUCCAGAUUAUACUUUGAAAUUAGAAAAUGUUGGCAUUUUUGACUCCACUUCUGUCAAUUCUAUCUUUUCCCAGACAGGCGGAAGGAUAAUUGCCAAUAAUCUGAACGUAACUAAGCUCUCUUCCGAUGCAGAUAUCGUAAUAAUUUCUCAUCAGAACGGAAUUGAGACAACAAUGGAUCAUUUAACACUGCAAUUGAUAUCAUCCACAAUUGUGAUAUCAACAGCCUUGGCUUCAGUAAAUAUAACUAAUAUUUCGCUUACAAAUUUCGAUUUCCAUUCAAAUUCGAUUUGUGGCGCACUUUUUGAGAAUGGAACUAUAACAGUCAAGAACUCUUCAUUCGUUACAAAUGAAUGUCUUCCUCGAGGAAACUCUAUUCCUUUGGCAAUUUUGACGACCAGCGCAACUCCGAACGUUUACAUCGAAAACAACACAUUUAAGGACAAUACAGCAUUAACAGGUGCAGUUUUCUUUGCAAAUGUCUCAGGAAAAGUUGUAAAUAACAAAUUUUACAAAAAUCAGGCAGUUCAAGGCGGAAGUCUUGUAGGAAAUCUUAUGAAUAUCACUGUAGAAAAUUCGGAUUUCGUCAGAAACACCGGUUACAAUGAAGGAGGAGUCGCUUCUUUCAUGAAUGGAUCUGUUUCCUUUUCAAAUUGCAAUUUUGUAGGCAACCAAGCAACAGACGGUGGAGUAAUUUCAUCAAAGAACUGUACGAACAUAACGAUAACGAAUUCUGUUGUUAAGAAAAACUCUGCAGAACAUGGAACUUUUAUUCAUGACGAAAAUUCAGAAGUUAUAUGGAUAGCUGAUACAGAAAUAGAUGAUAGUUUAUCAGAAGCUAUGUUUAUCACUAAAGAAUAUGAUUUAAGUCGAGCAAAAUUUAAUUGUAAAGUUAGAUGUCUCGAACCGAAGCUAGAAGAUGUCAAAAAGCUUCUAAAACGAGAUGAAGAAAAGGUUCCUGAAGCAACAAAUAACGCAAAGGCCGAAGAAGGAAAAGAUGAUGAAGAAAUCAAAAUUGAUCAAGAGAAUGAAGAAGAAGAAAUUAAUAUUAAGGGUGAUAAAAAUACAUCUAUGGUUGUAUUUCUUAUUAUUCCUAUUAUUUUACUAUUUCUUAUCUUUAUUAUUAUUAAGAGGGUUGGAUAUAGAAAUAUAUUUGUUUUUAUUAAUAAUUUUGGAUCAAAAGAUAACCGUUAUAUAUUGUAA